AUGAGUGAGAAAAUCUCGUACCAGGAGUCCCAUUGGGAACUCCCACAAACCACCCGAGAUGCACCGACAACACGUACAGCUUCCACCGCAGUCCCUCGAUCCACGUUCAUUCGAGGCUUGUCCAUAUUCCUCGGCGCCCUGAUCAUUGGAAACUGGCUUCUUCGAUCUCACCAUUGCCAUGACUCCCAUAAACGCACGGUCGAGGAACGAGUGCAGCACAUCCUGUCUCAGACACCUCUUAUCGAUGGUCACAAUGAUCUUCCUAUCCAUGUUCGAUCUCUUUUCCACAACCACAUCAAUACACCUAACUUCACAAAAGGUUUUAUGGAGGGGACCCUCCCGGGGCAUGUGGAUGUGCCUCGACUGAGACAAGGCCAGGUAGGCGGCACUUUCUGGAGCGUCUUUGUUCCCUGUCCUGCCAAUUGGGAGGACUUGUCAGAUGAGAACUAUGCUAGCAGCAUUCGAAUGACUGUAGAGCAAGUCGACUUGAUUUCCCGCAUUCAACAAGCUUUCCCAGACAUCUUGUCUCCCCCGCCUAAUGGUACCACAGCAAUGGAAGCUUUCCGACAAGGCAAGCUCAUCUCGCCCUACGGCAUCGAGGGGUUGCAUUCCAUUGGCAACUCUAUGGCGCAUCUGCGCAUGUUCCAUGACCUUGGAGUGUCGUAUGCCACUUUGACCCAUAACUGCCACAAUAAGUACGCAGAUGCCGCUCUCGUUGAGCAACCAGAUCACACUGUGAAGGUUGCCACCCCUCUCUGGCACGGGGUGAGCCCCGCUGGCCAAAAGCUGAUCUCGGAGAUGAAUCGCCUCGGUAUGAUCGUCGACCUGGCCCACGUGAGUGCGGACACCAUGCGUGAUGUGCUCGGUGCCGGCAAGACCCACUGGGCAGGCAGUCGAGCGCCUAUCAUUUUCAGUCAUAGCAGCGCCUAUGCUCUGUGUCCACAUCCGCGCAACGUCCCCGACGACGUGCUGAAAUUGGUCCGUGAGCGGGAUUCUAUCGUGAUGGUGAAUUUCUCACCGGGCUUUAUUUCCUGCCGCGCAUCUGAUCGUGAAGAUGGGAUGCCGGAAGACGACGACUCUCACGCAACCCUUGAGCGUGUGGCUGAUCACAUCAUGUAUAUUGGCGAAGUCGCUGGCUUCGACCACGUUGGCCUAGGAAGUGAUUUCGAUGGUAUUCCGACUGUGCCCAAGGGACUGGAAGAUGUUUCCAAGUUCCCCGAUCUCAUCGCCGAAUUGCUUCGUCGGGGUGUGACUGACGAGCAAGCUGCUAAGAUCGCAGGAGGUAACUUACUUCGUGUGUGGAAGCAGGUGGAUCAGGUGGCGCUGGAGAUGCAGGCCGAAGGAGUGUUGCCCGAGGAGGAUUGA
This is a messenger RNA of Penicillium diatomitis, 1365 nucleotides long. Its product is annotated as putative dipeptidase. The transcript is spliced from 3 exons. The coding region runs from base 1 to 1365 and encodes 454 amino acids. Gene Ontology annotation, biological process: proteolysis. Gene Ontology annotation, molecular function: metallodipeptidase activity. NCBI's taxonomy places the organism in Eukaryota, Fungi, Ascomycota, Eurotiomycetes, Eurotiales, Aspergillaceae. The record is from RefSeq and is a predicted model, not a curated record.